Messenger RNA from Daucus carota subsp. sativus, 1104 nucleotides. Its product is annotated as B-box zinc finger protein 20. Lineage: Eukaryota; Viridiplantae; Streptophyta; Magnoliopsida; Apiales; Apiaceae. Gene Ontology annotation, molecular function: zinc ion binding. Gene Ontology annotation, biological process: regulation of DNA-templated transcription; photomorphogenesis. Gene Ontology annotation, cellular component: nucleus. Bases 106 to 969 code for a protein of 287 amino acids. The transcript has 3 exons. The record is from RefSeq and is a predicted model, not a curated record.
UAGCACUACUUGAACGAGAAGUUACACAGUUGAAGUAGUUGGUAACUAAUUAAAGGGAGAGAGUUGAAAAGAAAGGAGUGCUAAUCCAGAGAGAUAUUUUAUAGAAUGAAGAUUCAGUGUGAUGUAUGUGAGAAACAAGAGGCUUCUGUCUUCUGUUGUGCCGAUGAAGCCGCUUUAUGUGGGCCCUGUGACCGCCAAGUUCACCAUGCCAACAAGCUCGCCGGAAAACAUCCCCGCUUCUCGCUCAUUCAUCCUUCUCCCCAAGAUAUUCCUGUUUGCGACAUCUGUCAGGAGAGGCGUGCCAUGGUAUUUUGCCGAGAAGAUAGAGCAAUCCUAUGCAGAGAAUGUGACGACACAAUUCACAAAGCAAAUGAACAUACAGAAAGACACAACAGAUUUCUUCUCUCCGGAGUCAAGCUUUCACCUCUGGAACCUUCAUUCACAUGCCAGACCUCAACUUCCUCUAACGGCUCCAGCUACAACAAUAUCAAUGCCGCCACAAGCGAAUCCAUAACCGAAAUCAACACGACUCCCAUUUAUGAUGAUAAUUAUCACAUGCAAAACCAUUUCCAGAGCCAAGACUAUGGAAUAACAUCGGGUUCAACCAGCAGCAUUUCUGAGUAUCUGAUGGAAACAUUACCCGGCUGGCACAUCGACGAGUUUCUCGACCCUUUAUCUUCUCAAUAUGGUUUUUGUGAUAAGGGGACUAAUAAUUAUAUGUCACCAUACAUUGAUGAUAGCCUUCAAGGGCUUCUGGGGCCAAUAUCGUCACAAGAUGUGGUGCCUCAAGCUCCACCACUAUCUGAUCAAGCCCAUUUUUAUGAGACCCAAGAGUUCAACCUCGGCCCAGUGAAGGUUAAAUCUGAAAAUGAGAAGAAUUCGAAGAAAGGUGGUAAAAAGUGGAGUAGAGACGGUUCGGCAGUUAUUGAUAAGUCUGCAUCUACCAAGAAAUCAAAACGUUUUUGGUAGAUUCUUACAAGUUUAUUCUCGUUUGACUUUGUAUGUACUUUGCAUGUGCUUGGGCAUUUGGUUUUUUUAAGAGUUGUGAGAAUCAUCUGAGACGUGAAGGUCUUGUAUAUAGUUGACUAUGGGCGGAAAGAACCA